CAAACACCCCAGGGGAAAGGGGAGACAAGCUUGGGAGCAAAGAUUUGGAUCAUCUCUUGCAUUUAAGGCAGUGAAAUCCACCUGAUCCCUGCCUUGGUUUUUUGUCCAUUUUUUUAUUUAAAUGAGGCUCAACUUUAUGCUACUUGUUGCUUUGCGAGGAGACACCCAGGCAGGGAAGACAUCGGGACUGUAAGAGCUGUAGGGCACCAUGAAAUCUAAGGUGUGCGAGUGACCAGUGGCAAUGGCUCGCCUCCAGCUGGACUCUCCUAGUAAACAGUAGCCCUGGGCAGCCUUCAGCCACACAGCACUCCCAUGCGUGGCUCCGCGUCGCCUUGCCGGGCACCCUCGCCACUCUGCAGAUGCCUUUCUCGGGGGAAGAGAGGAGCCUUCAGGGGGUCUACAAGUCGACAGCUCAGCAGCAGGAUGGGCGAGCCCUGGCAGCCGGGGGGGUGCCCGUGUGCGCCGAGUGCUACACUAACCAGACCUUCGUCUUCGAUGAUGGCAGCUCCCACAGGCUCUCGUCGCCGGGCGGCUGCGGGGGCUGCGGCGGCAGCAGAAGCGGGGUCAUCCUGGACAUCGCCUCCCUGAAGAUGAACGAGCUGGAGUCCGAGGUGCUGCCCCUGCCGCCCCGCUACCGGUUCCGGGACCUGCUGCUGGGGGACCAGGCCUUCCAGAACGACGACAGGGUACAGGUUGAGUUCUACGUAAAUGAAAACACCUUUAAAGAACGUCUCAAGCUGUUCUUCAUCAAAAAUCAAAGAUCAAGCCUAAGGAUACGGUUAUUCAAUUUCUCCUUGAAGCUUCUCACCUGUCUUCUCUAUAUUGUACGUGUUCUGCUUGACAAUCCAGCAGAGGGAAUAGGAUGCUGGGAAUGCGAAAAGCAGAAUUACUCAACCUUCAACCAGUCAUCUACAGAAAUAAACUGGGCUCCAAUCUUAUGGGUGGAUAGAAAAAUGCCAUUAUGGGCAAUACAGGUUAGCGUAGCUUUAAUCAGCUUCCUAGAGACCAUGCUUCUCAUCUAUCUCAGCUACAAGGGAAACAUCUGGGAGCAGAUUUUUCGCAUUUCAUUCAUCCUUGAAAUGAUCAACACGGUGCCCUUUAUAAUCACAAUAUUCUGGUCUCCUUUACGGAAUUUGUUUAUUCCGGUUUUUCUGAACUGCUGGCUGGCCAAGUACGCCCUGGAAAACAUGAUAAAUGACUUGCACCGAGCGAUACAGAGGACACAAUCCGCCAUGUUCAAUCAGGUGCUGAUUCUGAUUUGUACCCUGCUGUGUCUUGUUUUCACAGGAACCUGUGGCAUCCAGCAUUUAGAAAGAGCAGGCGACAACCUCUCCCUCUUCAAGUCCUUCUACUUCUGUAUCGUCACCUUCUCCACCGUGGGCUAUGGAGAUGUGACCCCAAAGAUCUGGCCCUCGCAGCUCCUGGUGGUUAUAAUGAUUUGCGUUGCCCUUGUCGUGCUGCCCCUCCAGUUUGAGGAGCUUGUGUAUCUCUGGAUGGAACGUCAGAAAUCAGGAGGGAAUUACAGCCGCCACCGAGCACAGACGGAGAAACACGUUGUCCUUUGUGUCAGUUCCCUCAAGAUCGACCUCCUGAUGGACUUUCUGAAUGAGUUCUACGCCCAUCCCCGGCUGCAGGAUUACUACGUAGUGAUACUUUGCCCAACAGAGAUGGAUAUACAAGUUCGGCGGGUCCUUCAAAUUCCUCUGUGGUCUCAGCGAGUGAUAUAUCUUCAGGGGUCUGCACUGAAAGAUCAGGAUCUCAUGAGAGCAAAGAUGGAUAACGGAGAGGCCUGUUUCAUUCUCAGCAGUCGAAAUGAGGCAGACCGCACAGCCGCGGACCAUCAGACCAUCCUGAGAGCCUGGGCUGUGAAGGAUUUUGCUCCCAACUGCCCACUCUACGUUCAGAUUCUAAAGCCUGAAAACAAGUUUCAUGUCAAGUUUGCUGAUCAUGUGGUUUGCGAAGAAGAAUGCAAAUACGCCAUGCUGGCUUUGAACUGCGUCUGCCCAGCAACCUCCACGCUCAUCACCCUGCUGGUUCACACAUCCAGGGGCCAAGAAGGCCAGGAGUCCCCGGAGCAGUGGCAAAGGAUGUACGGGCGCUGCUCAGGCAAUGAAGUAUACCACAUCCGCAUGGGGGACAGCAAGUUCUUCAUGGAAUACGAAGGGAAAAGCUUCACCUACGCUGCCUUCCACGCACACAAAAAGUAUGGCGUCUGCUUGAUCGGCAUCAGGAGGGAAGAGAACAAGAGCAUCCUGCUGAACCCUGGGCCGCGGCACAUCAUGACGGCGUCUGACACCUGCUUCUACAUUAACAUCACCAAGGAGGAGAACUCUGCCUUCAUAUUCAAGCAGGAGGAGAAGCAAAAGAAGAAAGGGUUUGCAGGGAGAGGGAUCUAUGACGGCCCAUCCAGGCUGCCUGUUCACAGCAUAAUUGCAAGUAUGGGUACAGUAGCCAUGGACCUGCAGAAUACAGAAUGUCGCCCUGUUAACAGCAGCAAGCUGACCCUGCCAUCAGAAAAUGGAUCAGGUAGCAGACGGCCCAGCAUUGCCCCGGUUCUAGAGCUAGCAGACAGCUCCUCCCUCCUGCCCUGUGAUCUGCUCAGCGACCAGUCAGAAGAUGAGAUGACUCAGUCAGAUGACGAAGGACUUACUGUUGUAGAAUAUGUGAAAGGCUACCCCCCGAAUUCACCCUAUAUUGGGAGUUCUCCCACAUUGUGCCACCUUCUACCUAUAAAAGCCCCUUUCUGCUGCUUGAGGUUGGACAAGGGCUGCAAGCACAACAGUUAUGAAGAUGCCAAGGCCUAUGGGUUUAAGAACAAAUUGAUUAUAGUUUCAGCAGAGACUGCUGGGAAUGGCCUGUAUAAUUUCAUCGUCCCUCUCCGUGCAUACUAUAGGUCCCGGAAAGAGUUAAACCCAAUUGUAUUGCUACUGGACAACAAGCCUGAGAACCACUUCUUGGAAGCCAUCUGUUGUUUCCCCAUGGUUUACUACAUGGAAGGCACGAUCGAUAACCUAGACAGUUUGCUGCAGUGUGGGAUCAUUUAUGCUGACAACUUGGUGGUUGUGGAUAAGGAAAGCACAAUGAGUGCAGAGGAGGAUUACAUGGCAGACGCAAAAACAAUUGUCAACGUCCAGACCAUGUUCCGGCUGUUUCCAAGCCUUAGCAUCAUCACUGAGCUGACCCACCCAUCCAAUAUGAGGUUCAUGCAGUUCAGAGCAAAGGACAGUUACUCCUUGGCCCUCUCCAAACUUGAAAAGAAAGAGCGAGAGAACGGCUCCAACCUGGCGUUCAUGUUCCGGCUCCCGUUUGCUGCCGGCAGAGUGUUCAGCAUUAGCAUGUUGGAUACAUUGCUCUAUCAGUCGUUCGUGAAGGACUACAUGAUCACCAUUACGAGAUUGCUGCUGGGCCUUGACACCACGCCGGGUUCUGGCUACCUCUGUGCUAUGAAAAUCACUGAGGAUGACCUGUGGAUCCGUACGUAUGGCCGUCUCUUCCAGAAGCUUUGCUCUUCCAGCGCAGAAAUUCCCAUUGGGAUCUACAGAACUGAAUCGCACAUGUUCUCAACAUCCGAGCCUCAUGACAUCAGAACUCAGUCGCAGAUCUCAAUCAAUGUUGAGGAUUGUGAGGAUACAAAAGAUGUCAAGGAGCACUGGAACAUCAAGACAAGCCAUCACAGGAACUCCUGCUCGAGUGACCAGUCUGAACACCCCUUGCUACGGCGUAAAAGCAUGCAGUGGGCACGCAGGCUGAGUCGGAAGGGAAACAAGCACACAAGCAAAACAGCAGAGUGGAUCAGCCAGCAGAGAUUGAGUCUGUACAGGAGGUCGGAGCGGCAGGAGCUUUCAGAGCUUGUCAAAAACCGAAUGAAACAUCUGGGUUUACCUACAACUGGGUAUGAGGAUGUAGCAAAUUUAACAGCCAGUGAUGUGAUGAAUCGGGUAAACCUUGGAUAUUUGCAAGAUGAAAUGAAUGACCAUCAGAACACAUUAUCCUAUGUCCUGAUUAAUCCGCCGCCGGACACACGCCUGGAACUCAAUGAUAUAGUGUAUUUAAUACGCUCUGACCCUCUAGCUCAUGUCUCCAAUGACUCUCACAGUCGAAAAAGCAGCUGCAGUAAGAAGCUGGACCCAUGCAAUCCUGAAACAAGAGAUGAAACGCAGCUCUAAACACCUUGCCACUGACCACGGCGUCUUCUCCUACUGCUCAUGCAUGGAAUUGUCAGAGAAUUUACUAUAAACUUUACCCAAGGGGAUGAAUUCUUUGGGGACAAAAACGGAUUCCAGGUGGAAUACUUAAAAAAAAUCCAGUGAACACUACUUGUCCAUGGGUUCCAAUGCCCUGGCAGAUGCCUCCGCAUUGCACUAAGAAAAUGUAAUUCCCAACCUGGAUUCAAGCUGCUUAGAAAUGCCUUGAAAGAAAGUUCCUCAACCCUCAGAGUUAAAGGACAGCUGGCCAAAUAAAAGGCUCGAGGAUUCGUACGGUUAUUUGUUUUAACUGUUGUUUUUUUUUAAUAUAUACCGCAACUAGUGAACAGUCUUCAUCAGUACUGGUGGACAUGGCCGAAGUGAACAGAGACUACAACUGAAACCUGCUUGACUAGAAGGAUCGGGCUGAAAAACACCCCCAAACACUGCUGGUCACAUUGUACCCAGUGGAAUGUGGCAGUGUCAGGGCAAGAGAGAAAAUUAUCAUGUAGCCUUUGUUUUCAAUGGUAUCCUUCCCCCUGCAGGCUACCCACCCGUCCUAAUGCUCUUCAGCGGUUGUUGCCUUGUUUUCCAUUAUGGGGAAAGAGACAGCUGGGGGAGGGAGAGAGGUGACAGACAUCACUCACUUUUAAUUAGCCAUCUCCAGUUCUGGUACAAUAGCACAUCAUGCCUUUGGAAGCUCCAGCAAGCUGCUGAGGUGGGACAAGAAACCCCUUAAGCUAGAGGGCUGCUGGAAGUGUGUGAUUUGUCCUUAUGCGCUGGGGCGAUGAGCCACAGCCGUUGUCAAAUUACAGCAGUGUACAUUUAUCAUCCUGUCAAAUGCCUGUGCCAAAUCCACCUUCCUUUUAAAACAGGCAAACUGAGGACCAAAAGUUGUGACAUCAUCCCCGUGCUGUUUAUCUGUGUUCAUAUCUACAUGGAACCCCUGGUUCAGCUGGGCCCCCCAGACUCGCACCCACCCCGAGACUUUGGCACAUCACCACAUAUCAAAGAUCAGCUCUGGCUGGCAGUAUUACAGAAACCAUGUGUGCUGGUGCCUUACUCUGGGGGACUGGAUGCCUGUGCCCCAGGGAAGUGAGGCAUCCCCUCACCCAUCUCACUGGCCAGACCCGGUCUCGUAGGUGCUCAGAGGGCACCCAGGAGAGUGGCUCCCUGGCCAGAGGCCGUGGUGGUGCUGGCCCCCAUUUUAUAGCUCAGUGCUUAGCACCCUCACCUAAGAUGGGCACCCCAGCUUCAAGUGGAGGGGGAGAAAGGCUUGGAGCAGGGGGCGCAGUCUGACACUGAGCUAUGGGAUGGCGGAAGGGGCGUUGGUUUGCUUGUCCAUGCUGGAUAACUAUUUAGAGUGAGUCGUUGGCAGAAGGGAGCUCUUGCCUCUCCCCCGCCACUCAGAGUUGGGGGGGAAGGCGCCCAAGGCAGCCAUCUCAAGCACUCGUGCUCAGUGGGCCAAUGCCUUUUUAAGCCCAAGUGGACCAGGCUUUAACAAGCUAGACUGUGGGAAACCCACCGGAGAGUGUCCCAUAGCUGAGGGGGUAGAACGCUCCCUAGAGAGGUGGAAAACCCAUCUUCAACUCCUUUCCCCCUACCACGGAGAAGGGGGAAAUUAACCCUGGGGAAUGUGGGUUUCCCACAGCCUGGGUGAGGGCACUAACCACUGGGCUGCAGGCGGGCGGGGGGACAGCAGCAACUUUGCUACCUGUAGGCGAGGGUUUGCACCUGUGACUUCCACACAGCGCUAGACAUCUUAUUGCCACCCAGAUUUAGGCACUGACCUCCUUUAGAAGGGCGGGGGUCUUUGGUACCCUUCUCAUUGCCCUCUCCCAUUGACACACCCCAGUAGCUUCCCUGCUCCAUGCGCCAGCUUUUGUGGAAUCCACUCCUACGUGCCUCUCGGUUCCCAGUCAUUGUAAUAGGGAGCCAAGGCUUCAAACCAGCCCUUGUGAUGCUCAGUGAUUUUUCUAGGUGCUUAAAAAUUACCCUCGCACUGUUCAACAGGCAACGCCCAAGUCUCUUUGCAACUCUGGUCCAAAAUUUAGUCACUAGGCCUCGUUUCACAACAGAGUCCACAUCUACAAACAUGAACACAUAUAGCUAUAUUAUGCCAGAGACCUCAUGUGUGGAGGGGGCCCAGGGCUGGAGCAGGGGAUUGUGGGGGUUCAAGGUGCACUGCUUAUGUCAGGAGUCUCCCAGAAGGGGCGACAUGUCCCUCUGGCUCCUAGGUGCAGAGGGGGCCGGGGGCCUCUGCGUGCUGCCCCUGCAGCUCUCCCUGCCACUGAGAGCUAUGGAACUGACGCUUGGGGCAGGAGCAGAGCGUGGAGCUCCCUGGCUGCCCUUGCACAUAGGAGCCGGAGGGACAUGCCAACCGCUUCCGGAAGCCACACAGAAUUGACGGCUGCGGCAGCACAGAGGUCCCUUUUCAACGGGGCCUUCUGGUCCAGCACCAGACAUCUGGCAACCCUACACACUGUAAUAGGUCCCAGACAAUUUGAUAGAUUCAUUUUAAUUCCUUUUACUGUAUCACCAAAUCUUGCCCUUCACUAAGUGUCCAGCUGCUGUAGUCACACAGGCUCACUUGAAAGAUGCUGCUGAAAUUCAACAUCUCCCCUACACCCUUCGUUUAUUGCCCCCUUAGUACCUGGCCUCAUGGCUGUGCAGUGUGACACUCCCUCCCACCUCCCUGAUUCUGGCCAGGGCCAACCUGGGACUCCUGCUGUGGCUGAUCCACCUCAUUUUUCCAUCUGGUGAAGGCUGGUGGGGUACCUGCCAUCUGCCUUGUUUCUGCUAAACAUUUCCCAUAGCAAUGGCUCCUGGCACCUACAGGUGUUUUAAGCACCACAUUGUCUAACCCCUGUCACUGCAGGGGCUACGGGACCUGGUGCAUAAGAACACCAGCAGCCAGCCACCCCUUGUCUAUGGCAACACCGCCCUUGUGACUAGCACUGGGGAAACUGGACAGAUGGCAGCAACAGGGAGAAAACUGCUAUGCAAAGACCAGACCAUGCUGCUUCUUGAGCAUGCUCAGCCUCUGCUGGCCCAGGGAGUACAGAAGGAAGAGACUCAGAAACAAACCACAGGGCUUUCUCCCAGCAUUGAAAUGUAAGUGCUGGAGCAAACACCCAGCCCAGCUUGUGCCCUUUAGUCAUUUUAAAAAGGAAGAUUAAAAAAACCAACAGUUUGUAGAGACUAGCCCCCAAGGUUGAAGAACGGGGCCUAGCGUCAGACUCCCAAGUCCAGUCAGACACCUAAGUCAGGGGUUCUCAAACGGGGGGUUGGGACCCCUCAAGGGAUUGCAAGGUUAUUAACUGGGGGGGGG
This is a messenger RNA of Gopherus evgoodei (Goodes thornscrub tortoise), 7515 nucleotides long. RefSeq names its product potassium sodium-activated channel subfamily T member 1 (gene KCNT1). Bases 360 to 4166 code for a protein of 1268 amino acids. The transcript is spliced from 32 exons. Gene Ontology annotation, biological process: potassium ion transport. The record is from RefSeq and is a predicted model, not a curated record. Gene Ontology annotation, cellular component: membrane. Lineage: Eukaryota; Metazoa; Chordata; Testudines; Testudinidae. Gene Ontology annotation, molecular function: intracellular sodium-activated potassium channel activity.